AUGAGCUCAAUGGAGAAGAAUCUGUGCCUGGUCGUCGCCGUGUCCUACGUGCUGGCCGACACCAAACCCAUCGAGGUGAUCUCCCGCGAGGAGGUCCACGAUGCUGCCGGCCAGUAUUCGCUCUCGUACCAGACGGCCAACGGCAUCACGGUGGUGGAGCACGGCGAGCUGAAGCCCACCCCUGACGGCAAGGACCACGUGCUGAUCAAGAGCGGCCAGUACCAGUACACCAGCCCCGAGGGCAAGCCCGUCGACAUCAAGUACAAGGCCGACGAGUUCGGCUACGUCGCCACCGGAGACGCCAUCCCCGUCGCACCCGUCGCCUAA
Schistocerca cancellata (South American locust) is the source of this 327-nucleotide messenger RNA. RefSeq names its product larval cuticle protein 16/17-like. Lineage: Eukaryota; Metazoa; Arthropoda; Insecta; Orthoptera; Acrididae. The record is from RefSeq and is a predicted model, not a curated record. Gene Ontology annotation, cellular component: chitin-based extracellular matrix. The coding region runs from base 1 to 327 and encodes 108 amino acids. The transcript is spliced from 3 exons. Gene Ontology annotation, molecular function: structural constituent of chitin-based larval cuticle.